AUGCCUAAAUGCACUCUGGGAUCAGUCCUAGCAACUGAUUUCCAAGGCUUGACAAAAGCUGCACUGAACAUAGCAUCAUCGAAGGGCACUGGCAUACUGAAGUUUACAGCCGAUUUGAUCAAGAAAAGUUCAGACCCAGUGGUUAAGUCAGUCCUGACAGAUUGCUCCGAGGAUUACGGUAAUGCAUUGGAUGAAAUUAAGGACUCAUUUCGUGCUACUGAGACGAAAUCUUAUGGUGAUAAAACAUGGGUUAGUGCUACGAUGACUUAUUCUGAAUUCUACGUGGAUGGAUUGAAGGAAAAAUCUGAAGUUAAAUCUCCAUUGAUUACUAUCAAUACAGAAUUUAACCAGCUUUGUAGUAUUAUCUUAACAUUUAAAAACCUCUUGUGA
Messenger RNA from Jatropha curcas, 390 nucleotides. Lineage: Eukaryota; Viridiplantae; Streptophyta; Magnoliopsida; Malpighiales; Euphorbiaceae. The record is from RefSeq and is a predicted model, not a curated record.